Molecule: messenger RNA, 2258 nt
Organism: Tripterygium wilfordii
Lineage: Eukaryota; Viridiplantae; Streptophyta; Magnoliopsida; Celastrales; Celastraceae
Product: pentatricopeptide repeat-containing protein At5g66520-like
Exons: 1
Coding region: 100-1482 (460 amino acids)
Biological process (GO): RNA modification
Molecular function (GO): protein binding; RNA binding
Source: RefSeq, a predicted model, not a curated record
GUCAAAAUCGCUUUGCCACCAAUUCCUUUCCAACGCUGAUUAGUUACAUGUUCCCGCCUUGAAGACCACCACUAGCUAUAUUUGAAGAAUUUGUUCAUAAUGCUCUCUCACCUAUCACGCCUAUCACUCUCUUUCUUUGCCGACAAAUGCACCACGAUUUUGCAGCUCAAGCAAGUUCACGCCCAGAUGAUUGUCUCUUCUUGCAUUCACGAUAACUUCGCCGCCAGCCGAUUACUCUCCUUCUGCGCUCUCUCAGACCGUGGAGAUCUCCGUUACGCUUUGAAGUUAUUCGAAAAUAUCCGAGACCCAAAUGUCUUCAUGUGGAAUACUCUCAUUAGAGCACUAGCUAGUAGCUCAAGCCCCAGUGAAGCCGUCUUUCUGUAUAUGAAGAUGCGGAGGGAUGGUUUUGUUCCUAAUGAGCAUACUUUCCCUUGUGUUCUCAAGGCUGUUUGUUGCAUUCGUUCGCUAGAAUCUUGCCAGCAGGUGCAUUCUCAUGUAUUGAAAUUUGGGUUGAUUUUUGAUUUGCAUAUUGUUAAUGGGUUGGUGAGGGGGUAUCUGGUUUCCGGAGAUCACAAGGGUGCUCGAAAGGUGUUUGAUGAAUUCCCCGAGAGGGACUUGAAUCUUUGGACCACGUUGAUAUGUGGGCACGUGCAAAACAUUUGUGCCGAUGAAGCAUUGGUGCUGUUUAAUCAAAUGGUCGAAGAGGGGUUUGAACCGAAUGGGGCGACUAUAGCUUCUGUGUUGUCUGCUUGUGCUCAGUCAGGUUGUUUGGAGUUGGGAGAGAGAAUUCACGCGUUCAUGGAAGAGAAAGGGAUUGAAAUAGGAACAAUCCUUGGCACAGCAUUGGUUCACAUGUAUGCAAAGAAUGGAUCAAUUUUGAAAGCUCGGUGUGUGUUUGAUAGCAUGAGCGAAAAAAAUGUAGCUACUUGGAAUGCUAUGAUUUGUGGGUUGGCUAGUCAUGGACAUGCUAAUGAAGCACUUGAUCUUUUCAGGAGGGUAGAGAAGGGGGAGGUUGUACCGAAUGAUAUAACGUUUACGGGAGUUUUAUCUGCCUGCUGCCAUGCCGGCUUGAUCGAUGCUGGUCAAGAGAUUUUUUAUUGCAUGAAAAGGGUGUAUGGUAUUGAACCCAAGAUUCAACAUUAUGGUUGCUUGGUUGAUCUUCUUGGACGAGGUGCGAAGAUUCUGGAGGCAGAGGAGCUGAUGAAAGGAAUGCCAUGGAAAGUAGAUGUUGUCAUGUUGGGAGCUUUGUUGGCUGCUUGUCAAAAUUAUGGAAACAUUGAAGUUGCAGAAAGAGUUGCCAAGAAGAUUGUCGUUUUGGACCCUUACAAUCAUGGGGCCUAUGUUGUUUUGUCUAAUAUGUAUGCUAAGGCUGGUCGGUGGGACGAUGUUCUGAGGCUGAGAAGAAUGAUGAAAAGACAGAAAUUAAAGAAAGCCCCUGGUUGGAGCCUUGUGGAUGGUGAUCAUUCGUUUCAUGGAUGCUGAGGCUGGAUGAUUGGAAGAUGUUUUUUGAGGGUGAGGAAAGUGCUAAAAAUAUGGCAUGUAAAGAAAGCACCUGCUAAGACACUCAACACCACAAAAAAGUCAGUAGAUGAAUACUGCAGCCAACGUAAAUUGAUGAAGGGACACGGUCUCUCUUCCUUUACAGCAUACUGCUUGAUCUCAUUAGUCAUUAGCAACCCAUCACCCUAUGAAAUUGGCCCAUUAUUUCUUUGGUCAUUGAUGCAUCUCAUGAAGGUUUGGCAAAGGACGCUAUCACUUGGACUUUCCUGCAAUUUCUGGGAUACUUUUCUCUGAGUCAUCAUCAUCCGAGUUUUUAUUACAAAAAUUUAGACCGGCUACAUGAUUUUAUGAGAAAAUUAACGGGAAUCCACUACAUGUAUUUGUUUCCGUCAUUUAUUUAUGUUAAGAUAUAAAUGCCACAUAUUGUCUAGUUUGAUUUAAUUGUAUGUGCAUAUAUGUGAUACAUUCUCUCUCUAAUAGGUUCUUUUAGGGAGAGUGUAUGAGUCUCUAUAAGCCAAAUUAAACAUUGUAUCAGAGCGGAUAUAUGUGGUACUUUCUCCUAUGAUGAAUGACCUUACCUCCACCCAUUCCCUUAGCCAUGAUUUGUUGGUUUUUUUUGCACUUAUUGGGCUUUCAGAUUGUCCCCUCACAAGUGAGGUGAGUGUUAAGAGAUAAAUGUCUCAUAGCAUCUAGUUUGGAUGAAUUGUAUGUGCAUGUAUGUGGUACCAUCUCUUCUCUAAUUGAUCCUUUUAGGGAGA